This is a messenger RNA of Rotaria socialis, 1545 nucleotides long. The record is from the annotation of a GenBank genome assembly. NCBI's taxonomy places the organism in Eukaryota, Metazoa, Rotifera, Eurotatoria, Philodinida, Philodinidae.
AUGAAUACGUAUUGCUCUAAAAAUACGGCUCAGCGUGCUCGAGAAUGCAUGAGGGAAAACCGAUCAAAAAAGCGUACUCAUGAAAUAUCAGAACUAAUGCAAACUGAAGCUCUUUCUGUAAAUGAUUCAAACAUAAUGGACCAUGAUGCUACUGAUAGUAUAUAUAACAAUUCCACUGCAUCAGCUGCCCAUGCAAUAGCUUCGCCACUUGAUGAAUCUUUAAUCGAAAUUGAAUCAAGCUUCAGCGAUGUUAAUGAUGAAGAAGUAGAAGUCGAAAAUGAUACCGAUGAUGAUGAUGAUGAUGACAUCGAUGAAUUUAUUUUUUCGUGUGAUAUGAACAAUCAAACUAAAUUAUUUUCAUCGUCUCCUUUAUCUAUACGUGAAUCUUGUCUUGUUAUUAUCAAAUUAGCUCGUCGUUUGAAUUUGAAUAAGAAUGAUAUCAAAAAUUUGUUGGAUGGUAUUCGGCAUCUUUUCCCAACAGACGUUAAAUUACCACGUACUGUUAAAGGAUUAAUGAAGGUCAUCGGUUUUGACUGUUCAAAACAGGUGGAUUAUUAUUGUUGUCAAUGUUUAUCGCAUUUAAAUACUCCUGAACAACUUACAUGCACUGAUGGAUGUUUAUUUAAUGAUAAAAGGCGUCCCUUUAUGAAUGUCAUUGAGUUAGCAACGAAUAAUGUUAAAGAUGAAAUUUUUUCAACAGCUAAACGAUAUAUAAAUUUAAUAAAUGAGUAUUACAUUCGUUCGAAGGACAUUUUGCCGUGUGAUGUACUAAAUGUCUCCAUAUAUGAACGUUUAGGCAACACAAAUCAAAGACAGCUAACUAUCAUGUUACACACAGAUGGGGCACCUGUGACUAAAAUUGGUGGAAAAUCACUGUGGCCAGUUCAGGCAACAAUUCUUGAAAUACCCCCUCCUGUAAGAGAUCAUAUUAGUGCAGUUAUGGUAUUUGCUGCUUGGUUGGGUGGCAGCCAUCCAAGCAGAGAAUUAUUGUGGAAUAGCAUCGUUGAACAAAUUUAUAAUUUAUAUAACGAUGGAAUAAUAAUAAAAUUACAUGAUAAUACAAAAAUUAAAUUUAAUAUUCGAAUACAACUGAUUACAUUUGAUCUACCUGCACUUGCUCUCAACUGUAACAUAGUUCAAUUCAAUGGUUAUGAUGCUUGCCCAUUCUGUAAAAUCCAUGGCUAUGCAAUUGGAACACAAAUAUUUUAUGCUUAUUCACAAACACCAUCAUCCCACAAGACUGAUCAUGAUUAUAUUCAGUUAUCGAUGCUCAAUAGAGCAAGAUUCAGUUCAAGUGGUAUUAAAGGACCUACUCCUUUAACAAAAAUAAUGUUAUUUCCAAGCCAAAUUGCAGUCGAUUAUAUGCACCUAGUGUGUAGUGGACAUUUUAAAACAUUGAUCACUUACUGGAAUCAUCUACUGUUACCACAUGUAUUAGAUCAAGCAUCAAAUUUUUUACAAUCUAUUACACUACCACACUCGUUUGGAUAUCAGUUUAUGCCUCUAACUCAAUAUACUAAUUGGAAAACGAAAAUGUUUAGGUAA